Messenger RNA from Arabidopsis arenosa, 968 nucleotides. The record is from the annotation of a GenBank genome assembly. Lineage: Eukaryota; Viridiplantae; Streptophyta; Magnoliopsida; Brassicales; Brassicaceae.
AAAGACGAAGACAGAUAUCUAGAGAGUUAGAGAGAGGGAGAGGUUAUGGCUAUUGACGUUUGUUGUUCAGAGGCUUCUGGUUCUGGAAUCAGUCCAAGAAUCUCAUUCUCCUACGAUCUAGACUCAACGGACGACGGUGAAGUUAGAUUAGACUCAACACUUCUUGAUUCAGGUUCGGAGUUCGAUUUCUGCUUUGGCUCAAGUUGUUCUAUUCAAGAAGUUUCUCCGGCUGAUGAACUCUUCUCCGAAGGCAAGAUUCUUCCCGUACAGAUCAAGAAAGACGAAUCUUUUCCCCAGACAGUAACCUUUCGGGUUCAAAGAUCAUCUUCUCUCUCAUCAUCAUCAUCUUCUUCUUCUUCCUCCUCUUCUUCCUCAUCCAGAGCACCAGAAAAGAAGAUGAGACUCAAAGAGCUUCUAUUGAAUCCUGAAUCUGAUUUCGAAGACAAGCCAAGAGGACUAUUCUUACAGUUCAAGAGAAGCAUAAGUCUUAACUACGACAAGAGCCGAAACAGCAAAGGGCUAAUCAGAUCGCUUCAUUUCCUCUCACGGAGCAACUCCACUCCAAACCCUAAUCUUAACUUGCUCCCCAAGGAAACUCAUCAACCUCACAAGACUCACAAUCUUCCUAAACACAAGUCUUGCUUAAGAAGAUCAUCUUCGCUCUCUUCAUCAGUCCCUUAUCACUCGAAGCCACUCGGCAGAAAGAGUUUCGGAAACGGAAACGGUGGAAUUCGAGUCAGUCCGGUCCUGAAUUUCCCACCGCCGGCGUUUAUCUCAAACGUCGCCGACGGAUUUUUCAGCAUUGGAUCUCUCUGUAAUGGUAAGACAAACACAAAGACAAAAUUGUGAAAAACAUUUUUUGUUUUUUUGUGGCCGGAGAGGGAAAAAAAAUUCAAACAGAAAAUGUCUUUAUUUUUUUUAUUUGUUACUGUUUGUAUAAUGAUGGAAUAUAAAUAUCGACAGCACAU